This is a messenger RNA of Gymnodraco acuticeps, 878 nucleotides long. RefSeq names its product chymotrypsin-like elastase family member 2A. The record is from RefSeq and is a predicted model, not a curated record. The transcript is spliced from 8 exons. Gene Ontology annotation, biological process: proteolysis. NCBI's taxonomy places the organism in Eukaryota, Metazoa, Chordata, Actinopteri, Perciformes, Bathydraconidae. The coding region runs from base 10 to 810 and encodes 266 amino acids. Gene Ontology annotation, molecular function: serine-type endopeptidase activity.
AUAGUCACAAUGAAAUUCGUGAUCUUGGUUUUGUUUGUCGCUGGUGCCUACGGGUGUGGUCUGCCCACCUUCACCCCCACCAUCACCAGGGUGGUUGGUGGAGAUGAUGUCCGUGAGCACAGCUGGCCCUGGCAGGUGUCUCUGCAGUUCAAGAGUGGCAGCAGCUUCUACCACACUUGCGGUGGCACUCUGAUCUCCAGAGAAUGGGUCCUCACUGCUGCUCACUGCAUCAGCAGUCGCACCUACAGAGUCUACCUGGGAAAACACAAUCUGAAGAACAACAACGAGGAUGGUUCCAUCGCUAUCAGCCCCUCCAAGAUCGUCGUCCACGAGAACUGGGACACCUACAGAAUCCGUAACGACAUCGCCCUGAUCAAGCUGGCAACCCCUGUCACUUUCUCUGAUGCCAUCAUGGCUGCCUGUAUCCCCAACUCUGGUGACAUCCUGCCUAACGCUUCUCCUUGCUACGUCACCGGAUGGGGUCGUCUCUGGACUGGAGGUCCCGUCGCUGACAUCCUGCAGCAGGCCCUCCUCCCUGUGAUCAGCCACUCCAACUGCUCCAAGCCUGACUGGUGGGGCAGCCUGGUCACCAACGACAUGGUCUGUGCAGGAGGAGACGGACAGCUGGCUAGCUGCAACGGAGACUCCGGCGGUCCUCUGAACUGUCAGAACUCUGAUGGCUCCUGGGACGUCCACGGUGUGGUGAGCUUCGGCUCCAGCAUGGGCUGCAACUACGCCAAGAAGCCCUCCGUCUUCACCAGGGUCAGUGCCUACAUCGCCUGGAUCAACAACGUGAUGACCAAUAACUAAGAUGUGGUUGAUUUGAGUCAUUGUUGGUUGUUGCACUUUAUCAAAUAAAGAAUGUAGUGGUUAAUACA